Messenger RNA from Plutella xylostella (diamondback moth), 4532 nucleotides. RefSeq lists its product as uncharacterized. Lineage: Eukaryota; Metazoa; Arthropoda; Insecta; Lepidoptera; Plutellidae. The record is from RefSeq and is a predicted model, not a curated record.
CGCUCGCAAAUCAUUCAACGCACGCGAAUUUUUCUCUCAACGCUAACUUCACUUUAUAAAUAUUCGAUUUCUGUGGCUAUCGACGACGACAUCGAAGCUUGUGUUUUUUGGGAUUUACGGUUUUUCGACAUGGCUCUAAGCGUUGUGCUACCCCUUUCUGGAUUGGAGACAGAGAAUUUCAACUCAUUCAGCUCAUUCGGGCAUAUCAUAGACAUAGCGGGAUUGUCGCAGUCGAGCCCAAGCCCAUCUGCCUCGAGUGAGUCCAGUGGAAUCGGUUCCCUGGGCUCGCUGAAGUCGGAAUCAGUCAGCAGCGACUCCUCUUUGCCGUCUAGUCCUCAAACUACGGAGAAGAAGAUAUUCGAGCCGAUUGCUCAAGUGCAGCCGAGCCCUAAAGAGGUUCAAAAUGUGGAUGUGAAAAUCAACUAUGCUGGUCACGACAUCCUGAACCUGAUGGCUACACUGUCCGACCCGAGGUGGAACUACCGAGCCACCGUGCUGCCGACCAACAACCCAUCGCUGUUCUUCGCCAACCGUUCCCAGUACCAUCGCCUGGGACCCUUCGGAACCCGCACACAGUAUGUACAUGAUUCUUGUCGCCAAUGUGGCUUCUCCUUUGUGGUGGCCGCCACAGACUGAUGUGACAAUGCUGCAUCUUAAAUUCUGAACAAAUUAUGGCUAGGAAGGACUGGGUAGCAGCAGGGUGACAAUUAUUGAAAUGAUCCUGUAAAUAAACAAUAAGCUAUGAUUUUCACGUCUGUGAAUAGGUGUCCCAAGUUUUACUUAUUCACAGUAAGACCAAAAAAAUAUUGUUUAUUUUUUUAUAACUUGAAUUCCUAAUAGUAUAGCAGUCGCAAAAUCCUACCAAAUAAGUUAUGAGAACCAAAAUUAAUGAAGUUAUUGUUAAAUGGAUCACCCUGUUGCUACCCUGACUAGAUGACUGUGGAAUAUGUGUUAAGAUUUCGUCUCAUACAUUCAUAGAACUACAUUUUGAUAGUGACUUAAUACUGUGAUCUUAAUUUAAUCAAGACAAUUUUUGACAAGUUCUAUGAAUGUGUAUUGAUGAUAAAGUUACUAUCGUUUUCGUUUAACUUAUUCAAUGUGUGAUAAUGAUAAUUUUUAACAUUAAGCUUAAUUUAACAAUAUGCUAUGCCAUAAAAUUGCAUAACUACAAAUUAAAGUUUAUCCUGAUAAUAAAUAACUUGCGUAAUGAACUGGAUCAAACUGUAGACUUUGUAGAGUUAAUCUCUUGACCAUAAUCUAUCAAUGAUUUACAAAAGACUGUUAAAGAUUCAAUAUAUCUUAAUAUAUUUAUGCUACAAUUAGUUCCUCUUAGUAAUGUUAAAUGUUAUCCAAAGAUCUAUUACUAUGUGCAUAUAUUAAUUUAAAGAUGUUACACAAUUUUUAUUAUUAGGUAGGAAGAAUGCAACUGGUUGAUAUUGCACUGAACGCUCAACCCUUGUGUUUUGAUUACUCUAAACGCAAUAUUAAAUUAUUGACAUACCAUAAAGAAUUAUUACUUCCCACCACAUAAUGUAAUAGUUUUUAUUUAAAUGUUGUUUUAUUUUAGUGCUUAGGGUUAUUUAUAGUUGAUAUAUUCCACAGUCAUUGAUAGGAUCAUUGUUGUAAACCCAAAAGGCUGCUUCUCGGAUGUUUUAUAAAAGUUACGAUUUUGACAACCUAGGCACGAAUUUAAAGCCAAGCUGUAGGUAAUAAGGUCUAAAUUAUGCUGUUUGUUGGAUGUACCGUCCGAGCAUUACAUUAUAUUAGUGAUGAAAUAGAGGAUAUAUUAUGAUCUAAAUGUAUUGCCCAAAUCUACUUCCAAUCAACUGAAAAUCAUUUGAAUGUCUAUAAGCCCAUGUAACAUAGUUGAAAUGGGUUCUUCAGUGCAUAUCAUCACAACUUAUUGCAGUGAUUAGAUUUUCUAAGGUAUUAGUAGGUGUUACUGACAAUUUUAAACAUUUCAGUCAUUCAUACGCCCAGAUACUGGGCACUAGUGAAGUUAUAUAGUUAGUGUCGUUAACAGACUGGCAAUAUCUCUAUGUAUGUGCAUAUAAUAAAUGUAAUUAUUGUGGUCUCUUAAAAUUAGUCAAAAAUAUUUAAUAGUGUGAGUCUCUUGAAUAACAUGUAAGUAAUAAAUAAUUAACAUAACUAAUUAUGAUCAAUACUGUCCUUUUGUGCAAACUUUAGUUCUGCUAUGUUGUGAUCAGCUUUAAAUUUGUAACUGGAGUAUUUGUACACAAUAAUGUUGAACAUAUUUCGUCAAAGUUAUUUUUGUAAACUUGUUGAUGAGACAAUACAGUACGUAGCUAAAUUUAGUUAAAAAUUUUCGGAUCCGCGAGGUUUGGCAAUAUUUUGGAAGGGACCAACACAUUUUUGUUUACCAUAGCUAAAUUCGCCUCCAAAGUUGCGUCUUAUCGAAUAACGAAGUAAAGUGACAUUGCAUUUUAUCAGUCGCUUUAUCUUGCUGACUCAAUGCCACCAUAUUAUUAUUAGUCUAAAAAAAAGCUUACUACUUAUAUGAUUAUUUUUCCAAAUCAAAUUAUUUUUGAGUUAUGAAUUAAUGAUAUUCCUAACAAACAAAUUAAGAAAAGUUGUACAAAAUUGAUGUAUUUAUAUAAUCAGUGAGUCUGGUUUGUUUGUGAGUCUGUGCAAGGAUCUCAGGACGCAGCCCGCGCGGUGACGUCAUCUCACUCACUAUGCGCUUGUUAAUGGUUUUAAAUCAAACGUUGCAUUCAGAUUUAUUUUUUAGUUUUUACAAUGUGACAAGCUGCAAACGAAUGUAGUGCAAAUAACGAUGUAUUUGGAGCGAUACGCACAGUUAAGACUAGCUCAUUACGAAUGACUCCUUAAUUUUAGUGAAUCAGUUCCUUGUCGGCCGGGUGUCGUGGGUCGUGACUCGGGACAGUGGGACACAGGCCGAGGUGCGAUGCAAUGUCUGCAUUCCAUUUGUGUUAAGAAUAAGCAGGCGAGGGUAGUAGUUGUUAAUGAUUAUUUAAUCCACAUUGCCAAAUAGUUGGAUCGUUGUGCUAUUUAUUUAUCACAAUUGUCUAAAUAUCAAUUAGAAAAAGAGCAGCUGUAUUUUUGUUAAAAUGUUAAUACCAGACUAUGGUCGUAGCAAUCAUCAGCCAAAAAAUCGAAUGAAGUUGCUCUUUUUAGUACCUUCCAUUAUUAAGUCUUCAAGUGAUUUUACAAUGUUUUAAUCAUUUCGAAUUUUGCAUUUUAUUUUGUUUAGUCAAAUCAUAUACAUAAUAUUAUACGUUGUUCUAUUUAUUGUUCAUUCAUAUUUAUUAUAACUAUUAUUUUUUUCACUGAACUUUAAAACUGUAGUCAAAUGACAGUAUUUUUAUAAUGAAAAUUGUAUAAGAAAGGGUUUUUUGCCAGCUCUGGGGCAGUCUAGCUCGCUCCCGGCGGCUCGUGUGUAUUACGUAUAUCUGAUAAGCAUUAUGUAGGUUUAGUGAAAUAGAAUUUAACUCGGAGAUAAACUCCAAGUACCAAAUCUUAUUGGUUCAAUGUUGUUCUCGUAAAUGUCGUGAUAUAGAGCGUCGCAAGACGCUGAGCUCAAUAUUUUUAGUAUCCCUAAAUGAAUACCUCUUGAAAGGAAAUAAUAUGUAUUUAUAAUAUAUAAUAUCUAUCUUCUGUCUAUACUAAAAUAAUCAAAUAUGUAUUUCCCUGUUUAUUUUGAUGUGAUAUCAUAAAUGACUGAUCUGAAUUUAGUUUUUAAGUUGGUUAUACGCAGUGCUAUUUCAAGAAUGUAAUUAAGAUUAAAUAUUGAAGUGCCAAUGCUCGUAAUAUAAUCUUUAGUGUUGUGUCUGUGGACCUAAGGCCUGCGGGCGCCGCCCCGGCCGCCUCAGUACAACACCUGUCUUGUUAACUGUGUCUCGGUAAUUAUAAAGUCACUCACGUACUGCACAAUCUCAGUAAAUGCUUGCAAUAUAUUUAUAACAUUCUUCUGUAAUUCCUUGUAAAAUUAUUACUUUAAUUCCAAUCCAGCGUAAUGUUAAGAGUACAAUAUGAGAUGAUGUUAUAUCAUUCUAGUAUCAAAAUUAGCCGAAGAUAUUAAUAUUAUUAUUAGUUAGAUAAAAUUUUAACAUAGCUUCGUAUAAUUGGAAUGUUUUAGUGUUUAGUAGGUGUAUAAUUACAACAGGCGCUAACAGUCUUGUGUGGAAUGUUCUUGUUAGUGUCAAUAAUACUCUGUACCGUGUCUGCCGAGGCAGUGCACAGGACAUCAUACGAAAUGGACGAUACGCACUAGGCGUUUAUUUGUUGUAAUAAUAAUAUUAGCUGUAGGUAUUUAAUCGUACUUAAUAAUUAUUCUUGCGAUGCCUUAAUUCUGGUUGUCAAUUAGACAUGUCUUUGCCUAGAGUGUUAUCAUUGUUUUUAUUUAUUUUAGUUUUUUUUGCUGUUCCGGCUUUCCCCGUGAACCUCCAGUCCAGGCUGUUCUUUUGAAAUGAUUUUGUGGUCAAUUUAUUUUUACCUAAGUGUUCUUAUUAAAUGUUACCAAAACGUUUUUAAUAAAAUAUUUUUAUAUGUAA